AUGCCCAAAGUUAAAGCAAAGGAGGUAUUACCUCAAAGUCAAGAAGAAAAUGAUGGGAAAGAAUCUGAUGAGAGUGAUGAAGAAGUGGUUGAGAUUAACAAUCCACAAAAGGAAGGUGGCAAAUUGAGGAAGUUCAUGGCAAAACUUAGCAAUCUCUCAAUAAAUAUCCCAUUGCUCGAGGCGAUCCAAGAGAACCUGAGAUAUGCUAAGUUAAUGAAAAAGAUGAUGUCCAAAAAGAAUCUUGUUGAAGGUGACACCAUUGAGGUCACUUAUGGGUGCAGUGCUAUCAUGGAUAAUAAGGUUAUGGAAAAUAAAGAUGACCUUAGAGCAUUCACUAUUCCUUGUACAAUUGGGACACAUGAGUUUGCAAAAGAUAUAUGUGAUGUUGACCAGUCCAUCAAAAUGCCGGUGGAAAUUUUGUUUGAUGUCCUUGUUAAAGUGGACAAGUUUAUACUUUCGGCAGAUUUCGUGGUAUUGGAUUGUGAAAUGGAGAAAGGAGUACCUAUAAUCCUUGGUCGUCCUUUAUUUGCCACCGGAAAAGCCACUGUCGAUUUAGUGAUGGGGGAAAUGAAGUUUAGGGUGCAAGAGUAUAAGGUCUCUUGCAAAAUUUGCAAGACAAAAAAGCAAACCGCGGAGCUUUAA
Molecule: messenger RNA, 642 nt
Organism: Capsicum annuum
Lineage: Eukaryota; Viridiplantae; Streptophyta; Magnoliopsida; Solanales; Solanaceae
Exons: 3
Coding region: 1-642 (213 amino acids)
Source: RefSeq, a predicted model, not a curated record